Messenger RNA from Colius striatus (speckled mousebird), 4477 nucleotides. It is a transcript of the gene PHLDA1, whose product is annotated as pleckstrin homology like domain family A member 1. Gene Ontology annotation, biological process: positive regulation of apoptotic process. The transcript has a single exon. The record is from RefSeq and is a predicted model, not a curated record. Gene Ontology annotation, molecular function: phosphatidylinositol phosphate binding. The coding region runs from base 232 to 693 and encodes 153 amino acids. Gene Ontology annotation, cellular component: nucleus. NCBI's taxonomy places the organism in Eukaryota, Metazoa, Chordata, Aves, Coliiformes, Coliidae.
GAAACGCCGGCCGCCACAGCCGCACGCACCGGCCGCAGCACCAGCACCGACACCGCGCCCGCCACGCCGCGGCACGGGCGGCAGCCGCUCCGCUUCCUGCGGGCCGGGACGCUCCCAGCCCUCCGCCUCGGAGCCGGCGCCGGGCGCCGAGUCAUCGGCUGGUGCCGGCUGCCUCCCGACCCCAGCCCCUGCGGACGGAGGCUCCCGGCCCCGCCGGCCCAUGCCAGAAGGAUGCUGGAGAGCGGCUGCAAGGCGGUGAAGGAGGGCGUGCUGGAGAAGAGGAGCGACGGGCUCCUGCAGCUCUGGAAGAAGAAGCGCUGUAUCCUCACCGAGGAGGGGCUGCUUCUCAUCCCCCCUAAGCAGCAGCAGCAGCCGCCGUCGCAACAGCAGCAGCCGCCGCCGCCGGCCGAACCGGCGGCCAAGAUCAAGGAGCUUCACUUCUCCAACAUGAAGACGGUAGACUGCGUGGAGCGGAAGGGCAAGUACGUGUACUUCACGGUGGUGAUGGCCGAGGGGAAGGAGAUCGACUUUCGGUGCGCGCAGGAGCAGGGCUGGAACGCGGCGAUCACGCUGCAGAUGGUGCAGUACAAGAACCGCCAGGCCAUCCUGGCCGUCCGCUCCACUCGACAGAAGCAGCAGCACCUGGCGCAGCCCCACGGCCCGCGCCUCCGCGCCGCGUCCAACUCCGCCUGACGCAGGUACGGCCUCGGCGGGACUCGCCGUGGGACCUGCCGCCGUCCCCGCGGCUCGGCUCCCGACGCGGACAGUCAGCCUUCCCGCGGCUCCCGCUGCCCUUCGCUCUCCUGUCUUACUUGCAGGUGGAGUGAACGAAGCGCUUCGGGGAAGCGGGAAUGAGCGGCGCGGUCGUCGCGGACGGACUUGGGUCGGUCGAGAGCUGGGUGACCGCCGGGGAUGCAGGUAGACUGGAGAGAAGCGGCUCCACAACCCGAACCCCAGCUAGCUGCUGCUGCUCCUGCUGUCUUGCCGCCCUCCGUGCCAAGAAGCAUUUCAAAUCUAUUAUUUAUGAACCUUGGAAAGGAUCCUUUCGUGUGAUGGGACUUCUAGGAGACAUGAUGUACUGUAACCUUAUUUUAAUGUAUUUUAUUUUAUUUAUUAGGGUUGGGUUUUAUGUUGUUUUGGUUUGUUUUUUUAAGCGUAUUUGCAAGACAUUUCUGAAUGUAGGCCAUAUCAAAAAGAGCGAAGGAAAACGCAGCAUAAAUGUUGUUAACUCCCUAAAAGAACUAAAAGUUGAGUAGUUUGGCCGUGUGCAAUUUGACAAAAGGGGUUUUUCCUUUUUACCUGUGAUACGCUGUAUUACACUGACAUGGAAAAUGUGAUGUGUGGUUUGGAAUUUAGCUGAAAUCCAUCCUGCAUACGAAAUCUACACCCUUUAACGAGAAUAACAAUUAUAGUCUGGGUUUUAAAUGAUUUUCUUUCAAAAUAUUAUGUGUGAUGGAAGAUGAUAAAAUUGAUUCACUCUUGGUUAUUCAAAAAUAGCGGCGCUGAUUGUCAUCCUGAGAUUAAAACCAAUCUGUUUAACAUAUGAGUGGAGGGGAACCAGCAACUUCUUUUGCCAUCCAGGAAUCGCGGCUGGAUUCCAGUUCCCUGUUUGAUGUGCUUGCUCCCGUGCUGCAGGGACGAGCUGAAAGGCACUUCUGAAGGCUUCCUAGUGUCCAUGUUGAGGGCUUCUGCACGGUGGGUUCGGAAGCGAUCUGGGCUCCCAGCCUCUGCAGAACUAUCAUGGUGGGUUUUUUUUAAUGUCUUGCCUUAAAAGUAGCCCCUACCUAGCUUAAAAUCCAUUCUGUGUACUACUCAGUGUGCAAACGGAUUCUUUUGGUCAUAGUUUUCUUAAGCUGAAAAUUGCUCUCUAGCUGAGAUAAGCUAGAUGAAUUUUGGUGUUUAGCGCUGUCGGAGGUGGAGAGAGGCGUGUGAUCUCGCCUCUAAAAAUGUCAAUGAAGCCGUGAAGUUGGAAAACAAAGGGCUAAUUGCACAGCUGGUGUGUCUUCCUCUGCCUCUGAAGAGCCAGUGGGAGUUUGGCUGUGGAUGCUGGGGAGGGCGGGUUGCAGCCGUCGCGGGGAGCGGGCGCAGGCGGCCGCGCUCUCUAGUACAGGGGUGAGUUGCCACCGCGUGCCGCAGCUCGGCCUCUCCGGGCGGGACAGAGCGGUGCGGCCCGUUAUCCCCGCUUCAAGGGAGGUCCUUGCACCGCGGAGCUGUUUAUUUUAACUCACGUGGUGAGGAAAACGGCUUUUGGCCACUUCACAAGUUGCAUGAAUGUAAACAAAAAUGUUUUAAAGCCUUACAUCCAGGACUUUUCUGUUUGUGUAACCGAGGCGUAGCUGUAAAAGCCCCGCAUUCUUGGUUCAAGCUGUUGCUGGAAGUGUUUAAAGCAAAAGGCUUUUGACACUUAAAGGAAGAUCUCAGAAUUGGCUACUGCAUGGGACAGUCCCUUCCUCUGCGCCUUAAGCUUAAGCUCAGUCCUGUAAGGAAUAAAUCGAGAUCUCUUUUAGCCCUUCUCUUUUGUUCAAUGCCCCCAGGUGUCAGGGUCACAUACCAAGACAUGCAAAACACAUCAUGGUGCAGAAUUAAAACCCAGUCCUCUGUGAUUGUUCCUGAGCGCUUCUUUCUGAUCUGGCCUUGGACAAGGUUGUUUGAUGACCUUGGGGUGGUAGGUUACAGCUGUCCUAACAAAGACAUUGCUUUGAGACUAAUUGAAAUAGAAGGUGCCUUGCAUCUUCUAGGAUUAGAUUUGCUAUCUUGGCAAUCAUAAUAGCUAAUUUCCUUGUCUCUCUACAUCUGCCAUUACUGUUCUGCUAAUGCUUGGAUGUUAGAGCUGUAAGGGGGUUCUCUAGUGAGCUAGUGAAAGACUUAGAAAAUGGGCUGUAAUUUGGCUCCAUUGUUUAGACUUACAGUUUGCCAAGUAACUAAUCCACCUUUUCAGAUAUAUGGAUGUAUCACUGAUAUCUUACCUACUAAAAUACCUUCUAGCCUACUAAAGGAUAAAUGUAACUGAUGAAAAUUAAUUGCGAUGUGAUCAGAGACUCGUAUUUCUCUAGCAGAGGCAGAUACCGCUGUCCUCAGUGGACACAAACCGCUAAAUGCCACAGAAGUCUAUGGAUCUAAUCUGAAGCUGAAAUCUUGCUGCUCUUCUGGAAGUAUUUAUACUUUGAAAAUGAAAGAUGACAGUUUUAGUGAUGUAAUUGACACUGUGGUUUGAGAAGGCAGCUUUCAUUUGGGAUUCACUGUUCUUUUUCACUGGGUCCGAGUUCAUGUCCCACGUUCACCUGAUGUUUUAAGUUGGUCUGAAGGAUGCUCACAAAACUGCUUGGACUGAUGUAUUUCACCAACAAAUUUCUGCCAGUUGUCAUCGCCUGCUCUGUUACCUUUUAAAAAAUGUUGGUGUCAGCCAAACCGUUAGUGUGAGAGGUGGUCAUGUCACCAAGUCCACUUUGAGCUGUAAGCGUUCCUGUGCCUGCAGCCUGGGUUGGUGGGGUGUAUGUGUAAGGAUCAAACCUCCCCCUUGUGCCUCCUGACUGUCUCCUGGAAACUGAAUGGGAACAAAUUGGCUGGGGUCCCCUGGGGACAGAUGGACUGUGGGGCUCGUGCCAUGUCAGUGUAAAUAAGGCUAAAUUGUCCGUCGAGGACAAUCUGACAGCUUUCUCACGCUCCAAUUUCUACCGUUGUUUGAGAUUUUUGUUUGGUUUAAUUUUUCUAUUUUGUCUGAUAGCAAUUUUAGACCAAGAAAUUGUUUGAUGUUAUAAAUGAGGUAGUUCUGGCUUUUUUUUGGCUUGCCCCUCUGCUACUGCAUAGUCUUCAUUGGAGCUACUUCAUUCUUUUACUGUCUGUCCCUGCCUUGUAAGCAAUGGCUAUGAAAGUAAGUCCAGCAGAUCAUGUUCCAUCUUACUGGAGUUUUGCAAGUAGAGAGAAAUGAGAUUGUCCUUCUCCUUACAGAAAAAAAUAAAACCCAACAGCAUGCGACUGAAGUAAAUUAAUUAGAGAAUAAACGAAUAAGGCCAGUAAAAGACACAUGGGCAAAUGCUUGGUAUAGGUAGCAAAAGUGUGGAUGGUCAAUUCAUAAAGGUAUGAAAAUUACUUGACUUAAUUUAAAAAGAAAAAGGUAUCCAGAUUGGUUUUUUUGAUUUUGUUAAAGUUAUUCAGUUAUUGGAGAUUCAGCAAGAAAAUUCAAGCUGUGGUAACCAAAUAAAAUUUAGAAAUUGGGAAAAGGAAGAGGAAGUGGAUGUCGUGUCUGUGACAUCUCUUCUUUAAGGGUCAUGACAUGCAAAUGCCAGCUCCUGAAUUCUAGCUGCAGUAAUGUACCCGAUGUUUUCUGGCUUAUCCUCUCGUGAGCAGAAAUAUCAGUGUCGUUGAGAAAAAGAAACUGCUUGUAAAUACGACUCAUAAAUGAUUUCUGAGAGAUGUGGUUUAUUUUUCAUAUUUUUCAAGAUGCAUUCCAUUUCAAAUAAAGAGGUAUCUAUUCAAA